CUCCUUUCCUCUCUCUCCAUCCUCUUUCUCUCUCCUCCUCUCUCUCCAUCCUCCUCCUCUCUCCUCCUCCUGUACCAGUCGUGUGCACUCACUGUGGAGAGGCAGUCCUACGGAGGGAAAGCAAGCGAGUGUGUGUGUGUGUGAGAGAGAGAACGAGUUCCUGUUCCCGUAGCGACGCUGGGAUACCAGUCAGCAGCAUGACACCCUGAAUCAGAGCAAGACACCAGCAACCGACUGAGACCUGCGAGGAGAGAUGGUGAGAGAGUGACCAUCGGACAGCCAGCAGCGAGACAGACUGAAGACUACACACACCUUCUCAACACACACUCCUGCCCUCACACAGCAGCGAGACAGACUGAAGACUACACACACCUUCUCAACACACACCUGCCGUCAGACAGCAAGCAGCAGGACAGACUGAAGACUACACACACCUUUUCAACACACACUCCUGAAAGGUUUACUGCCAACAGAACACAACAGAACAGCGUUCCAACUGCACAGACACGGAGGCCACAUCUGAGGGUGCAGCAGCCUACAGCUCCUCUGGCCGUACAUGGAGACCCCCAGCUGGGCAGAUUCUAAAGCAGGCAGUGCGCUGUGUAAGUCGGGCACCAUUGCUGUGAUUGGAAACGUGGUGUACGGGGGGCUGCUGACUGAUCUGACUGACCUCUGGCACUUCGGGGUCCCCCUCCUCACGAGACUGGGUAACCAGGAGGCAUCCGCCCCGAGCGAGGCCAUGGCGCAGGCGUUUGUCCCCCCUCAGUACCCACCCCCGCCCCCACAAAGCACCCUGACAGGGGACUACGCCCACCCCACCCCCGACUUCAGCGGACCCAGCGCAGUCCCUGAGCACUCCGCACUCACCAUCUACACACACACCGCGGCCAGCCACGGAGACAGCAGCACAGACGCCAACACACCCAACAACACCUUACCAGCAGAGGAGGUGGCGCAGACAGAAGGUUCCCAGCAGCUGCAGUCGGACUCGUCGGAGAAGCAGCAGCCCAAACGACUCCACGUCUCCAACAUCCCCUUCCGCUUCCGAGACCCAGACCUGCGGCAGAUGUUCGGGCAAUUUGGGAAGAUUUUAGACGUGGAGAUCAUUUUUAACGAGCGAGGCUCCAAGGGCUUUGGCUUUGUAACUUUUGAAAUGAGCGCAGACGCAGACCGAGCUCGGGAGAAACUUAACGGUACAAUCGUAGAGGGACGCAAGAUCGAGGUCAACAAUGCAACAGCAAGAGUAAUGACGAACAAGAAAGUUGCUAACCCCUAUACAAACGGCUGGAAGUUGAAUCCGGUGGUGGGAGCUGUCUAUGGUCCUGAAUUUUAUGCAGUGACGGGGUUUCCCUACCCAGCCACAGGGGCGGCGGUGGCAUACAGAGGCGCUCACCUGCGAGGGAGGGGCAGGGCCGUCUACAACACAUUCCGGGCCGCCCCCCCUCCCCCUCCCAUCCCCUCCUACGGAGCUGUUGUCUACCAGGACGGCUUCUAUGGCGCAGAAAUCUAUGGAGGCUAUGCAGCAUACAGAUAUGCCCAACCAGCUGCAACAGCUGCAGCAGCCUACAGUGACAGCUAUGGACGAGUCUAUGCAACCGCGGACCCCUACCACCACACGCUGGGUCCUGCAGCCACCUACAGUGUGGGCACCAUGGCUAGCCUUUACCGAGGAGGGUGCAGCCGGUUUACGCCCUACUAGAGAGGGACAAGCAACAGCUCUCUCUCUCUCUCUCACACACACACACACACACACACACACACACACGCCAGCCUGCACCAAGGAGGGUGCAGCCACUUUGUGCUCUACUUGAGAGGGAGAACACACACACACGCACACACAUUCACACACUCACAAAGAUACGUACAUACAAUCUUGUUCUCCUGGGAUGCUAAACUCAACUAAAUGCUUCCUGGUCACCUAGACCAAUCCAGCGUCUCCUGCAGAAAAUAGCAAAGACUCAAAAUGGCUUCAUAUCUACACACACACACACGCAAAACACACACACACACACACACACAUUCUACACACAAGGUCUAAUCUGGUGUACUUGUCUGAUAUCGCUACUUCUAAUGUCGAAUUUUCUGGAAUCUGUUUGUGUAUUUCUUCUGUAUUUCGUUUGUCUCUCUGAAAUGUUUGUGUGCGUGUGUGUGUGUGUGUGUUGCGUAUGUAUAUGGGCUGAAGUGGUCAGAGGUGGGAGAUUUAUGAGUGUGA
This is a messenger RNA of Alosa sapidissima (American shad), 2212 nucleotides long. Its product is annotated as RNA binding protein fox-1 homolog 3-like. NCBI's taxonomy places the organism in Eukaryota, Metazoa, Chordata, Actinopteri, Clupeiformes, Clupeidae. Gene Ontology annotation, cellular component: cytoplasm; nucleus. Gene Ontology annotation, molecular function: mRNA binding. The coding region runs from base 557 to 1699 and encodes 380 amino acids. The transcript has 16 exons. The record is from RefSeq and is a predicted model, not a curated record. Gene Ontology annotation, biological process: regulation of alternative mRNA splicing, via spliceosome; nervous system development.